GCGGGGGGGAUUAAAGGAGACCGGAUCCCCGCGGGGGGAAAGGCGGCGAGCGGCCGCGGCACGGGGCGAGUCCCGGCCAUGUGGGCGCUGCUGGCUCUGUGCUGCUGGGGGGGGCUGUCGCUGUCGCUGCCCGCGCCGCAGGGCGCCCUGUCCCGCGCCCCGGGCUUCGCGGCUCCCGCCCUGCCGCCGCCGCCCGACGCCACGGCCAGCAAAGUGGAGAAGCUGGGUCGCGCCUUCAAGCGCCAGGUGCGGCGGCUGCGGGCGCGCAGCGGGCGGCUCGAGCUGGUGUUCCUGGUGGACGAGUCGUCCAGCGUGGGUCCGGCCAACUUCCUCAGCGAGCUGCGCUUCGUCAAGAAGCUGCUCUCCGACUUCCCGGUGGUGCCCGCGGCCACGCGCGUCGCCAUCGUCACCUUCUCCUCGCGCAGCAACGUGGUGCCGCGGGUGGACUACAUCUCGCGGCGGCGCCCGCAGCAGCACAAGUGCGCGCUGCUCGGCAGGGAGAUCCCCGGCAUCACCUACCGCGGCGGCGGCACCUACACCAAGGGCGCCUUCCAGCAGGCGGCGCAAAUAUUACGGCAUGCCCGUGGAAAUGCCACAAAAGUGAUAUUUCUCAUUACUGAUGGAUAUUCCAAUGGGGGAGACCCAAGACCCAUUGCAGCAUCCUUGCGUGAACUGGGAGUGGAGAUCUUCACCUUCGGGAUAUGGCAGGGGAACAUCCGAGAACUGAAUGACAUGGCAUCUCAUCCAAAAGAAGAUCACUGUUACCUUCUUCACAGUUUUACUGAGUUUGAAGCUCUGGCACGCAGGGCUCUUCAUGAAGACCUGCCCUCUGGCAGCUAUAUCCAAGAAGAUAUAUCGCAUUGUUCGUAUCUCUGUGAGGCAAAUCAAAACUGCUGCGACAUCAUGGCAAGCUGUAAAUGCGGCACUCACACUGGCCAAUUUGAGUGCAUCUGUGAAAAAGGAUACUAUGGGAAAGGACUACAACAUGAAUGCACAGCUUGUCCACCAGGAACAUACAAGCCUGAAGGUUCACCGGGUGGAAUCAGCACUUGCAUCUCAUGUCCUGAUGAGAAUCAUACUUCUCCACCAGGAAGUACCUCAAUUGAGGAUUGUACAUGCCGUGAGGGAUAUCGUGCUGUAGGACAAACCUGUGAAGUUGUUCACUGCCCUGCACUGAAGCCCCCUGAAAAUGGUUACUUUGUCCAGAAUGUCUGCAACAAUUACUUUAAUGCUGCCUGUGGGAUCCGAUGCAAAGCAGGAUUUGAUCUUGUGGGAAGUAGCAUCCGGCUUUGUCAGCCAAACGGCCAAUGGUCUGGAUCGGAGGCUACUUGCAGAGUUCGAACGUGUCCCAAACUUCGGGCUCCUGAAAAUGGACACAUUAAUUGUUCAACGGCUGAUAUCUCCUAUAAGACAGUAUGUUUUGUGACCUGCAAUGAGGGCUAUGAAAUAGAAGGAAACACCAAACUCACCUGCCAGGGAACAUCGCAGUGGGAUUCAAAAGAGCCAAAAUGUGUGGAAAUGCGUUGCCCCAUCCUCCAGAAACCAGCAGGUGUAACACUUCUACCUCCUGAAUGUGGACUGGAGCCUGCUGUUUUUGGGGCUGUGUGCAAGCUGAGCUGUCCUCAAGGAUUCGUCUUGUCUGGAGCUAGAGAAGAACUAAGGUGCAUUUCAUUUGGGAGAUGGAAUGCAAACAUCCUGGAUGCUCUGUGUAAAGAUAUUGAAGCUCCCCGGAUCCACUGUCCACAAAAUAUUGAGACUGAGACUCUGGAACAUCAUAAUUCUGCUAAUAUCAGCUGGCAGGUACCAACAGCUGAGGAUAACUCUGGAGAUGAGGUCUCAGUUCACGUUACGCCGGCUUUCAUACCACCAUUUCUUCUUCCAAUUGGUGAAGUUGCCAUUACUUACACAGCAGCUGAUAAGUCGGGCAAUGAGGCAAGCUGUACAUUCAGUGUCAAAGUUAUUGAUAAAGAACCUCCUGUAAUUGACAGAUGCAGAUCACCACCACCUAUGCAAGCAGUAGAGAACAAGUAUCCAGCAACAUGGGAAGAACCACAAUUUUCAGACAAUUCAGGUGCUCCACUAACUGUCACUAGGAGUCAUGCACCUGGAGAUCUUUUUCCCAAAGGAGAGACAACAGUUCAGUACACGGCCGUGGAUCCCUCUGGCAAUAACAGGACAUGUGAGAUCCACAUUGUCAUCAAAGGUUCUCCAUGUGAAAUCUCCUUUGAGCCUGUGAAUGGUAACUUUACAUGCACAUCAGACGAAGCGGGAGUUAAUUGCACAUUGCACUGUGCAGAGGGUUAUAGCUUUUCAGAAGGAUCAAGUGAAAACUACUAUUGUGCGUAUGAGAAUGGUGUCUGGAAGCCGUCUUAUUCUCCAGAGUGGCCUGGCUGCUCUUUAAAUCGUUUUGCAAAUCAUGGUUUCAAAUCCUUUGAGGUGCUCUACAAAGCAACACGAUGUGAUGACAACAGUCUUCUAAACAGCUUUACUGAUGCAUUCCAAAGUGCACUUGGUAAAAUGGUCCCAUCAUUCUGCAAUGAUGUUAAUGAUAUUGACUGCAGAUUGGAAGAUCAGACACAGAAACAUUGCUUGGAAUAUAAUUACGAUUAUGAAAAUGGAUUUGCUAUUGGACCUGCUGGCUGGGGAACAGUAAACCAACUGGAAUAUUCCUAUGACGAUUUUGUUGAUGCAGUGCAUGAAGACUUACCCAGGCAUCUCUCUGACUCUGCAAAGGCAGCACCUGCUCGAGUCAAAAGGCAUAAAAUGAAUGUUCCGUUGACCGACCACAAAAUCAAGUUAAUAUUUAACAUCACAGCUAGCGUGCCACUGCCCGAUGAAAGGAAUGAUACAUUGGAACUGGAAAACCAGCGACGGCUCCUUAAAACCCUGGAGACCAUCACGAACAGGCUGAAUAGGACUCUCAGAAAGGAACCCAUGUAUUCUUUUCAGUUUGCAUCUGAAGUCAUUGUAGCUGACAGCAACUCACUGGAGACCGAGAAGGCCUUUCUCUUCUGCCGGCCUGGUUCUGUGCUGAGGGAGAGAAUGUGUGUCAACUGCCCUUUGGGUACCUAUUACUCCCUGGAGCAUCAUACCUGUGAAAGCUGCUGGACUGGAUCCUACCAAGAUGAGGAAGGGCAGCUGGAAUGCAAAAGUUGUCCAUCUGGUAGUUAUACUGAGUAUCUACACUCUAGGAGCAUCUCUGAAUGCAAAGCUCAGUGCAAGCAGGGAACAUAUUCGCCUAAUGGUCUUGAGACCUGUGAAACAUGCCCACUUGGCACAUAUCAGCCAGCAUUUGGAUCCAGGAAUUGCAUCUCUUGCCCAGAAAACACAUCAACAGUAAAAAGAGGUGCAGUGGAUGUCUCAGCUUGUGGAGUACCAUGUCUUGCAGGCGAAUUCUCUCGUACAGGUUUAACACCUUGCUACCCUUGUCCCAGAGACUACUAUCAGCCAGACCCAGGGAAGUCCUACUGCUUGUCUUGUCCCUUUUAUGGAACAACAACUGUCAUUGGUGCCAGAUCCAUCACAGAUUGUUCAAGUUUUGGCUCAACUUUUUCAGCAGCUGAAGAAAGUGUAAGGAUGGUACCAGCCUCUCCAGAAAAUAUCAGCAAGCAGUACAAAGUCAGCAGUCAGGUCUUCCAUGAGUGUUUCCUGGAACCCUGCCACAACAAUGGGACAUGCAAGCAGUUGGGAAGUGGUUAUAUUUGCAUUUGCCCACUUGGAUACAAAGGCUUGAAAUGUGAAACAGAAGUUGAUGAGUGUAAAUCAUCUCCUUGUCACAACAAUGGAAUGUGUAAAGAUGGCAUAGGGACCUUCAUGUGUCAUUGUCAACCAGGCUAUUCAGGUCUCUUGUGUGAGGAAGACAUAAAUGAAUGUAGUUCCAGCCCGUGCUUGAAUGGAGCCCACUGUGUUGAUGGCAAGAAUGGUUACCACUGCACUUGUGCAAAAGGGUUCACAGGUGCUCACUGUGAAAUGGAGGUCAAUGAAUGCCUUUCAAACCCAUGUCUUAAUAGGGCUAUUUGUGAAGAUCGCGUUGGUGGUUUCUCCUGCAAAUGCCUCCCUGGUUUUACUGGUGUCUUGUGUGAAAAAAACAUCGAUGAGUGUCUCAGCAGACCGUGUAGGAAUGGAGCUACUUGCAGAGAUGGUAUCAACAGUUACAGGUGUCUCUGUGUGGCAGGGUACACAGGACUAAACUGCGAAGUGAACAUCAAUGACUGUGACUCCAAUCCCUGCUUAAACCAAGCUACCUGUGUGGAUGCCUUGAACUCGUACGUUUGUAAAUGUCCCCCUGGCUUUACAGGCAGCAGGUGUGAAACAGAACAGUCCUCUGGUUUUAAUAUUGAUUUUGAAGUCUCUGGUAUCUAUGGAUAUGUCAUGCUUGAUGGUGUUCUCCCAUCUCUUGGUGACAUCACCUGUACCUUCUGGAUGAAAUCCACUGACACUACAAACUAUGGGACUCCCAUUUCUUAUGCAGUGGAGAAUGGAAGUGAUAAUGCAUUUCUUCUGACUGAUUACAAUGGCUGGGUUCUUUAUGUAAAUGGCAAGGAGAGGAUCACAGACUGUCCUUCAGUGAAUGACGGUAACUGGCAUCACAUUGCAGUCACAUGGACAUGCACAGAUGGGGCAUGGAAAGUGUACAUCGAUGGAAAACUGUCUGAUGGAGGCAGUGGGCUUUCUGUUGGCUCAAAAAUCCCUGGUGGUGGUGCACUUGUACUGGGUCAAGAGCAAGAUCAGAAAGGAGAAGGAUUCAACCCAGCUGAAUCUUUUGUGGGCUCCAUUAGCCAACUCAACAUUUGGGACCAUGUCUUGUCUCCACAGCAGGUAAAAUCUCUGGCAACAUCCUGUCCAGAAGAACUUCAAAAAGGAAAUGUACUAGCCUGGCCAGAUUUCCUGCCAGGAGUUGUCGGAAGAGUGAAGAUAGAUUACAAGAGUAUAUUUUGUGCUGACUGUCCAUCUUUGCAAGGAUCCAUACCACAUCUGCGGGCCUCUUCUGCUGAUGUAAAGCCAGGGUCAAAAGUGAGCCUUUCCUGUGACCCAGGUUUCCAGAUAGUGGGAAACUCUGUUCAGCAUUGCCUUAAUCUGGGACAGUGGACACGGCCUUUUCCUCGCUGUGAAAGAAUCAGCUGUGGAGUGCCUCCACCUUUGGAAAAUGGAUUUUAUUCAGCUGAGGACUUUUUUGCUGGCAGUACUGUUACCUAUCACUGCAACAAUGGCUACUAUUUGUUGGGUGACUCCAGGAUGCUGUGCCUGGACAAUGGGAGCUGGAACAGCAUUUCACCGUCUUGCCUUGAUGUUGAUGAAUGUGCUGUUGGAUCAGACUGUGAUGAGCAUGCAUCAUGUCACAACACAAAUGGAUCUUAUGUUUGCACUUGCAUCCCUCCUUACACAGGAGAUGGUAAAAAAUGUGCAGAACCAGUGAAGUGUGUUAAUCCAGGAAAUCCAAAGCAUGGCCAUUUGUAUGGGGAUACUUACAGUGUUGGCAGUGAAGUAACUUUUUCCUGUGAAGAAGGGUUCCAGCUAACAGGAAUGACUAAACUUACAUGCAUGGAGUCUGGAGAGUGGAGCUACCCAAUACCAUAUUGUGAAGCUAUAUCCUGUGGUAGUCCAGUUAUUCCAGAGAACAGUGCCAUUCUGGGCUCAAAUUUUACAUACCACAAUAAAGUGGAGUACAGAUGCAGUGAUGGAUACAACUUAGUGGGUGAAAAGGAAAUUCUGUGUCUUGCUAGUGGCAUUUGGAAUCAUCCUCCCCCAUCCUGUGAAAUGGUGACUUGUCCUAGCCCACAAGAUAUCAGCAAUGGAAAAUACGUGCUCACUGGCACAACCUACCUUUCUUCUGUGUCAUAUACCUGUGACAAUGGAUACAGCCUUCAGGGACCUUCUGUGCUUGUCUGUGCAUCUUCAGGAAACUGGAACAGCACACCUCCAGCUUGCAGCAUUGUUUCUUGUGGAUCUCCUCCUGCCAUCAAAGAUGCAGUCAUAGACGGAAAUAACUUUACAUUUGGAAACAGAGUGUCUUACACCUGUAAGAAAGGUUACACUUUAGUUGGCCCUGCAACCGUAGAGUGCUUAGCCAGCGGCGAGUGGAGUGUGAGCCAUCAGCAGUGCCUGGCAGUAUCCUGUGAUGAACCACCCUACGUGGAAAAUGCAUCACCAGAGAGUGGCCACCGCCUCUUUGGUGAUACAGCUUAUUACUUCUGCUCAGAUGGCUACAGCCUGGCUGAUAACUCUCAGCUAAUUUGCAAUGCAGAAGGGAAGUGGGUGCCUCCAGAGGGCAGGGAGAUGCCCCACUGCAUAGCUGAUUUUUGUGAAAAGCCAUCCACUGUCUCGUACAGUAUCCUGGAGUCCAUUAGUAAAGCCAGGUUUGCAGCUGGCUCCAUCGUGAGCUUCAAGUGCAUGGAAGGCUUUGUUCUGAACACUUCAGCCAAGAUCGAGUGCCUUCGAGGGGGCCAAUGGAAUCCUUCUCCUUUGAGCAUCCAAUGCAUCCCCGUUCGCUGCGGAGAGCCUCCCCACAUUAGCAAUGGCUAUGCCAGUGGGGCCAACUACAGCUUUGGAGCAGUGGUGGCUUACAGCUGCAACAAGGGGUUCUACAUCAAGGGAGAGAAGAAACGGACCUGUGAGGCCACUGGCAACUGGAGUGGCAGUUUGCCCACAUGCCACCCGGUAUCCUGUGGAGAACCACCGCAGCUUGAGAAUGGCUUUAUUAAGGAAACAACUGGACGCUACUUUGAGAAUCAGGCAAAUUAUCAGUGUGAGUCUGGCUACCAACUGGUUGGGAGCUCGGUGUUUAUCUGCCAGGCGAAUCGGCAAUGGUACAGUGAAUCGCCCCCUUACUGUGUUCCCCUCAGCUGUGGAAAACCACCACCCAUCCAGCAUGGCUACUCCAGGGGAGAAACUUUUGAUAUGGGCUCCAAAGUUGAAUUUUUCUGUGAUGAAGGCUAUGAGCUGAUUGGAGAUGUUUAUUGGACAUGUCAGAAAUCUGGAAAAUGGAGCAAAAAGCAAAGCCCAAAAUGUGUGCCAACAAAAUGUCCAGAACCACCCUUGGCAGAAAACCAGCUGGUCUUAAGGGAAGUGACUUAUCAAGUUGGUGUUGUAGAGUUCUCGUGCAAGGAGGGCUAUGUUUUGCAUGGCUCCUCUGUACUGAAAUGCUUGCCAUCCCAACGCUGGAAUGAUUCCUUUCCCUUCUGCAAGGCUGUGCAGUGUCCUGCACCUCCCUACAUCCCCUUUGGUGACCCCUUGACUUCAUCCCUUCAUUUUGGUAGCACUGUGAAAUACAUCUGUGUGGAUGGGUUUUUACUAAAGGGCGAGUCUACCAUCAGAUGCCAGGCUGAUGGCUCAUGGAGUUUGCCUUUGCCAGAAUGCAUUCCUGUGGAAUGCCCCCAACCAGAAGAAAUUCAGGAUGGCAUUGUUGAUGUGCAGGGACUCACCUUCCUUAGCACAGCCCUAUAUACAUGUAAACCAGGCUUCGAACUGGUGGGGAACACAACUAUCCUCUGUGGAGAAGAUGGCCAGUGGCUUGGAGGAAGGCCAGCUUGCAAACCUAUUCAAUGCCUAAGGCCUAAGAAGAUCCUCAACGGCAAAUACUCAUUCACAAACUUCUAUUAUGGGCAGACUGUUAGGUAUUACUGUGACAGAGGUUUCCAGCUACAAGGGGAGGAAACGCUGAGAUGCCUAGAGACAGGGGAAUGGAGUACGGAAGUUCCCUCCUGCAAAGCCAUAAAUUGCCAGCCCCCUCAGCCCAUCGAAAAUGGCUUUGUGGAGGGUGCAGAUUAUAGCUAUGGUGCCAUGGUCAUUUACAGCUGUGUGCCAGGCUUCCAGCUAUUUGGCCUUGCCAUGCAGACCUGUGAAGAAUCAGGCUGGUCUGGCUCCACACCAACCUGCCUCCCAACAGACUGUGGUCUGCCUCCUCACAUUGACUUUGGGGAAUACGUACAGGUGAGACAGGGGGAAAGACGUUCUGACCAGGACAAUGUUAGAGAGAGUCCCUUGCUUUCACAUACAUUACUGGCUGGCAAUUUGAAAGGCUUCAAAAGUUCCUUGAAGGAGGACAGUGCAAUGCAACUCACCACUUUCUUAUUUGGAACUGUCAUUUUAUACACAUGUUAUUCUGGCUACGAGCUGCUGGGAGACCCUGUUCUAGCUUGCCAAGAAGACGGGACUUGGAACGGCACUGCCCCUGCCUGUGUUUCGAUAGAGUGCACCUUACUGUCACCCCCAGAGAACGGUUUCUUACAUUUCACUGAGAACACACUCGGUAGUGCAGUGCAGUACACCUGUAAGCCAGGGUUCACACUUGUUGGCUCUGACACACGAUUAUGUUUGCCAAGUCGGCAGUGGAGUAACACUUCUCCGUACUGCAAAGCAAUAACAUGCAACUCACCUUCCCAGCUUAUGAAUGGGAACGUAAGAGGGGAAAACUACACGUAUGGGAGUGUCAUCUACUAUGAGUGUGAUCCUGGAUACCAGCUAAAUGGCCCCACAGAGAGGAGAUGCCAAGAGAACCAGAAAUGGGAUGGCAGUGAACCAAUUUGCAUUCCUGUUUCCUGCCCACCACCAGUUUUGGAGAAUGGUCAGGUGAUUGGAGAGGAGUACAUAUUCCAGAGACAUACAGAGUACAGCUGCAACAAAGGUUUCCUCUUAGAUGGGGACAGAAUUAGAGUCUGUCUUGCAAAUGGAAGCUGGAGUGGAAUCACUCCCAUCUGCAGAUCUGUGACCUGCCCUGUGCCACUGCCUCUUCCCAAUGGUAGAACUAAUGGCUCAGAUUUUGGUUUUAAGCAAGAAGUGCACUAUCAUUGCAAUGAAGGAUAUAGCCUGCAAGGAGUGUCUACACUUACCUGUCAAAGUGAUGGUACCUGGGAUUCGGAAGCUCCACAAUGUGAGCCAGUUAUUUGUGGACCUCCUGAAGACAUCUCCCAUGGCUUUCUGAAUGGCUCUGGCUUUACCUAUGGGGAAUUUGUCCAGUAUGUGUGCUUCCCUGGUUAUGAACUGCAUGGCAGUCCUUUACGGCAAUGUUUGUACAAUGGUUCCUGGAGUGGGAGCCUUCCAUCUUGCCUGCCCUGUCUAUGUCCUACACCACAGGUUCAGAAUGGGGUCGUUCUUGGUACAGAUUUCAGCUGUGGGAACAGUGCCCAGUUUCAAUGCCUGGAGGGCUUCAAACUGCUAGGGCCUUCUGAAGUCACCUGUGAGGCAGCUGGCAAGUGGAGUUCUGGGUUUCCUCGCUGUGGGCAGAUUUCCUGUGGCUCUCCACCCAUCAUCCCCAACACAUUUAUCAAUGGGAGCAGCUCUACAGAUGAGAACACCAUCAUCUAUACCUGCUUGACAGGUUUUGUCAUGCAGGGGAGCCCAGAACUGACUUGUGAGGAAACUGGUGUCUGGAAGGAACCAUACCCAAGCUGUGAGCUGUUAAGCUGUGGUCCACCACCUUCUGUCCCAAAUGCAGAGGUUCUUGGGAACACUUACACCUAUGGGAACAAGGUCCACUACAGGUGCCUGGAAGGCUACACGAUGGUGACAGAGGGGGAUGUACGCUUUUGCCAGGAAGAUGGACAGUGGUCUCCUCAAAAUAUUUCCUGUUCCCCCAGAAAGUGUCCCAUCCCAGGAAAUAUCACGCAUGUAAUUGUACUUGGGGAGAACUUCACUAUGAAUACGAAUAUCUCCUUGUCAUGUGUAGAAGGCUAUACUCUGGUAGGAGCAAGCAUAUCUACAUGCAAGGAGAGUAGCAUUUGGGUGCCACCGUUAUCUGAUGACAUCUGCAUUCCUGUGUCUUGUGGGACCCCAGAGUCUCCAGAGCAUGGAUUUGUGGUUGGCACUAAAUACAAUUAUGAAGACGUGGUUCUUUAUAAAUGUGAUCCUGGCUAUGAAUUACAAGGUAAUGCAGAACGGAUGUGCCAAGAAGACAAGCUUUGGAGUGGCACAGUGCCAGUGUGCAGAAGAGUAUCAUGUGGACCCCCAGACAUGAUAGAAAAUGGAUCUGUUCAGGGACAGGAGUUCCUGUUUGGCAGUGAGGUUUUUUACAGCUGUGACCCUGGCUUUGAACUACAGGGACCAAGCCGAAGGAUUUGCCACGUUGACAAAAAGUGGAGCCCCUCUGCCCCUUCAUGCAUGAGAAUUACUUGUGGGCUGCAUCCCUCAAUAGAAAAAGCAGAGGCCAUAUCUACAGGAAGCACAUACAGAAGUAACGUAACUUUUGUGUGCAGCUCUGGAUACCAUCUUGUUGGGCCCCAGAAUAUCACAUGUCUUGCGAAUGGGAGCUGGAGUACACCCUUGCCAUUGUGUGAAGAGACCAGAUGCAAAGUUCCAGUUUUCUUGCUGAAUGGGAAGGCUAUUUAUGAAAACAAUACAGUCGGCAGUACAAUAGCAUAUUUCUGCGAGAAAGGAUACAGCUUGGAAGGGGAACCUGCAGCAGGGUGCACAAGAGACGGAAGAUGGAGUAGUCCCUUGCCUCUCUGUAAACCAAACCCUUGUCCUGUGCCUUUCGUAAUCCCAGAGAAUGCCCUUCUGUCCGAGGUGGAUUUUUAUGUUGGUCAGAAUGUAUCCAUCAGAUGCAGGGAAGGCUACCAGCUGAAAGGGCAGUCUGUAAUCACCUGUAAUGCUGAUGAGACCUGGACUCCAGCAACAGCUAAGUGCGAAAAGAUAUCCUGCGGGCCCCCAGCUCACAUAGAGAAUGCUCUGAUUCGUGGUAGCUUCUAUCAGUAUGGAGACAUGAUCACAUAUUCAUGCUACAGUGGGUACAUGCUGGAGGGGCCCCUGCGGAGCGUUUGCUUAGAAAAUGGAACAUGGACAACACCACCUACCUGCAAAGCUGUCUGUCGGUUCCCGUGUCAGAAUGGUGGCAUCUGUGAGAGACCAAAUGCCUGUUCAUGUCCGGAUGGCUGGAUGGGUCGUCUCUGUGAAGAGCCAAUAUGCAUUCUGCCAUGUCUCAAUGGAGGUCGGUGUGUGGCCCCUUACCACUGUGACUGCCCCACUGGAUGGACUGGAUCACGCUGCCAUAUGGCUGUUUGCCAGUUGCCUUGCUUAAAUGGUGGAAAGUGCAUACGACCAAAUCGGUGCUAUUGUCCCUCAUCAUGGACUGGACAUGACUGCUCUAGGAAACGGAAGGCUGGAUUCUCACCCUUUUAACAUCAGAGCAGCAGUUCUACACUCAGAUAUCUUUCUUCAGCCUAGGCACCAGGGCUUGGAAUCUAAUACAUUGUAAAUCAAAUCCAUUGUUUCCCCUCCCUCCCAGCUCCCUUGUUUUGUAUUUUAUUUUGUGAUACAUUUUUACUAUAUCUUUCCAUUUUUAAAGAAAUCCUCUGUAUUUUUCAUUUACAAAAGUAUUAUCAAUUAUAUGCUGCUACACAGACACCAUACACACAUACACUGCCCACUGAAGAAGUGGUUGUGUACAGUGAAGUUCCUUCCAUUUCUGAUAUAGUGUAAGCUAAUUAAACCAUACUAUACUGCCAACUGUGAUUAACAGAAUGUGGCAAUUCUUACUAUCUGCCAAAGCAUAAUGCUGUCCAGCAACUCAACAGUAAAGAAUAGUUACGCAAGGCUAACUGAGCCGCUAAACUUUGCAUUGGGCCUGUUUCUGAACUCAUGUUGAUGUAAAUUAGAAGUACAUGUGAUAAAGUCCAUGUUGUAAACCAUAGUUUCCGGUGGGCAUAAGAGGAAGAUUCUAUGAUGUAUAUUAUGUGACAUUAACAUCAUUGGAGAUGACUUAAUGGAAAGCACCAGCAUGAAUUUUGCCAGAGAUUUAUUAGUAAGUUAGUUGAAAAUGUAAAAGCGAUGAGAGAACAUUGUGUCAUUCAGAGAAGGAUGGACCAGAUUUAGCCAAGAAGGGCACUUGAGGCUUUUUGGCUUAUGGACAUUUCAGGAGUAGCUCUAAAGCUGGAUAAUCCAGGAUCCAGUAGUAGAAGCAGGUGGACCACUGAAACUUGCACUUCUCACUUGCUUGAGACUCACUACCUGCCUGUAACAGGCAUCUCCAUCCUAUUUAAAGCAGCUGUCUGCCAGGUGACUGCUUUUGAUACACAGGGUUUGGGUCCCAAAGUCUUCUUGUCCCCAAGAAAGAGAGAAGGCACCGGUUACGUUUACAGGUGAAACUUUGCUAUUUGCUCACAGAAAGGUUGUAUUUAUGAUAUGCAGACGCUCUGAGAACUGGAAAAGGCCUGGCAGAAGUGCUUGGCUGAGUGAGAAUUACUGAGGACACAUGCCGUCAGCUUUCUCACACUGUUGAUCCCAUUGCAUCUGAGGAUAACACAUAGCUAAGUAACAUCAUUAAGUCAUGCUCUAGUGAGUUUAUACACUAAGAUUUACCUAUGGUUAACUAGGGUAGUGGAAUUACAAGGUGGAAAUCACAUGCAUUCUUUGAGGUCAAGCAUUUGGUAUUUAUCUCCAGUUAGCAAAAAUUCUGAUCUACAAAAAAAGAUAUUGCAGUCAUUGAUCAGAAACUCCAUCUUUUCCCAGUAACAACAGGAAAGUGUAACUUACAGCCAUUGCUGGGAAAGAGGAGGAGAAAUAAAUGUUACCUUCUGUAAAAUUCCUGCUUAGUUACCGUCUGGAUGAAGAGUGUGCACACCCUGCCCCACCCUUCCCCCUUUAUAGAUUUACCUUCUUUUUAUGAAUGCAUGAACUUGGAUACAGAAAACUGACACAACACCAAAAUGAGCUCACAGUUACCAGUAAUAGGGCACUAGUAAAUACUGACACAUAACUGAUGGCUGUUAGCCCAAGACCAGAAAUGGGGAUGAAAAGACAAGUGAAGUUGUGAGGCAGUAAAAGCUUUCAGCCAAUCAAAAGAAAAACAGAUAGGUAAAAAAUAGGAGUCAUUAGGGGAUCAGAUUAAUGUGAAUGUAGAUUCCUUACCAGUGGGAGCUGCAACCAGCUGAAGAGUUGUUGUUUCAGCUCCCACAACCUUCUUUUUCUAAAUGGACUUUACUAGCACGUAGCAACAAACUUCUAUCUCCCAGCUCCACAGCCAUCAAUGUUUACAGCUCUGACUGAAGUUAGUGUUCAGUAAAUAAUGUCCUCAUUUCAACCCAUAGUUACCACCAUUUGUAGGCACUUUGUUCCUUGACCUUGGCAUUUGCUGCCUUAACAGCAUAUGAAUGGAAGCUGCAGUAAGGAACACAGGACUUCUCAAGGGAAAAAGUGCAUGGGUGAGAAGAACAGAUCUUUAUUUAUAUGUCACUCUCGUGUCUUGGUCCCUUUUCCAUUGUGGUUCUCUGGUGUGUGCCCUGACUCUGCCCUGGUCAUCUCCAGAGCAGAACAGCAGUGGUGAGGACUAUGCUUACGCUGGCAGGACAUUGCUGUAGACUUCAGGGCUGUGGGAUGGCUUUUAGCAUUCCAGCUUCAUGCUGGCGACUAGUACAUGGAGUCAUGGGAUCAACCCAUUCAACACGUUUCGUAAGGAGAUGUGGUGGUAGGGCAGAGUAGCUGAAACUAGAGGCUGUUAUAUUAGUGCUGUUGAUGUUUUGAUACUUGCUGGAACACUUUCCCUUCCCUACCCAGUACUGUAUUGUCAUUUAUGUCACUGCUUGUUGUGUGUUUUAAACGACUUCUGUGUGAUGCACUUUACACUGUAAAUAAAGUUGCACCCUGUUUAGUACCCAUAUAGAGGCAACACUGCAGUCUUUUCUUAAUGCCUCGAAACAAAAAUCCCGUCUGUCCUUUAGGAGCUGCUAGAAAAGCCCAUGUUUUAGGGAAAUGGAGAUCCACAUUAGGGAAAAGAAAAAAUAAUUGCCAGUAAUCUUAAAAGUAUGUGCUAGAUUAGUCCAGGUUUGAUCCUUGGAUAAAUAUACAGUAGGCACCUGAUUUUUGCAAUCCCUUCUGCUGCAAGAGCAUAUUUUAAAACCUGUAAGGACCAGAUUUAUCACUGAUAUAAACAACUACAAUAAAACCUGCUUCACUCACUACUUACACCAGAUGGAGAUAUGGCUUGUUUUAUUCUGCACCAAUAUUGGAAUUUUUUUAAGCUUUGGAGACACACGUAUUCAAGGCAGUUGAGGCAAAAAUUGUACUAUAGCAGGAAGAAAACUUAGUAAUUCAAACAUUACUCCUCCAAACAAGGAGUAUUGCUAGUAAGCCUUUCAUUGUUUUGCUACAUAGGCAUAAAUGGAGUCUUUGAUGUGCAAAAGGUGGUCAGUGUUUCAAAGCUUCCCCCUAAGCCAUCAGGCCGAAAGGUGGUGUGAGUCUACAGAAAGUACUGCUAAUGAAGCCCUGAGAUUUUAUUUGAUUAUUUGAUUUUAAAUUUGAAAUUUGAUUAUCUGAAAGAAAAGAUACAGAUUUACAUCUCAAAUGUAUAGGCCCCCCAAAUACUGGUAAUAAUCCUGAUGGGAAUAGCUAGGCUGCUAUUGCAUGCAGACACAGAUCUUGUGGUUGCUGUAUAACUUGGGUAGCACUCUGUAUUUCAAAGGAAAUGUGGUAAGAAUGGGGGUCUUUCCUUGGCCCUUUCCUCUUUGCCAUCAAAACUAAACAUGCUAAAAUUCUGAAGGGAGUCUGCUGACAUGUCUGUCAGAUCUCCUGGCUCCUGGAAGUACAGUGGGAAUUGUAUGCCUGUUGACUCUGUUCUCAGAGGAGCACUGGACAAGGUUAGCAUAUGCCAGUGCUUGUUACCCUGAGGAGUUAUCUUUUUACCUAGAAGGCAAUUUGAGUAGUGAUCUCAUUUGCCUCUCAGAGCAGAAGCAGUUUCUGCAUCUCGGACUUACCUUAGAGAAGUUUGGAUCCUCACUGCGGAGAGUAUCCCUCCCUCUUUUUCCGCACUGCAGAUGCUUUCCUGGGAGAACAUAACCUGACCACUUAUUUCCAACAGUGAGACAAGCAUUGCAGCACCCAGAGGCAGGCCAGGUAGAAUAUGCAGCACGAUUAUUGAUCUCUUUCUCUAGGGUUAUUUCCACUCAGGCACAUGAAGCAGAGCACUGCUUUGCAUAUCCAUCCCAUUUAUGAUGGUUCUUUCCCAGGACCAGGGCUGCCUUUCCAUUACCUCUGCUUCCUAGGCCGAUGUGUUUGUAGUGGGUAGCUCCUGCCUGCCAAGGUCUGCAUGCUCGCUACCUUUCCCAACUGAGUUCAAAGCACUAUAAGAGCUGAUGCUCUUCACAAUCUGAUUAACAUGAUUCUUUGGUGCAGGCUGGUCCAUCCUGGCAGACAUUGCUCUUGUGUAUGGACGAGUGUGACCACCUUGCGUUACAAGAAGAACCAUCCGUGGCCUAGUGGAUGGGAGGCUGUUUCUCCCAGCCAGUGGCAGGCUGCAUCACCAGAAGGUUAUUUCAGGUCUUCCCAUUUUACAGGCCACACGAGCUCCUCUUUCUACACAAAUGUGCUGCAGACAGAAGCAGACACAUGAGAUUUAAGCAUUAUUACCAUCAUUACUAAUGGUAGCCCUAUUGUUGGAAAAGUCAGAUCCAUUACCCAGUGUGCAAUAAGCCAAUAACUAUAUCACUGAGAGAAACCAUUUUAUUCAGGUUUGUGCAAAUCCUGGGAGCUUGCAGGUGUUCUUCAAAACAAGCACACCUCAAGGGGUUUGUUGCCUUCAUUUAUAUGCAGUUACACAAAGCCAUGUAUUAUUCAUCAUACAUAUGAUAACAUAUUUGCAUGUAAUUAUAAUAAAUGCUGGUUCAUUCCUUGCACAUUCUGCAUAUGCUCUGAGGGGGUCUUUAGGGGUGUCUGGAACUCACUGCAAAAAUUACCUACCAAGUUCACAUA
This is a messenger RNA of Cuculus canorus (common cuckoo), 15675 nucleotides long. RefSeq names its product sushi, von Willebrand factor type A, EGF and pentraxin domain containing 1 (gene SVEP1). Bases 79 to 11112 code for a protein of 3677 amino acids. Gene Ontology annotation, molecular function: calcium ion binding. Lineage: Eukaryota; Metazoa; Chordata; Aves; Cuculiformes; Cuculidae. The record is from RefSeq and is a predicted model, not a curated record. The transcript is spliced from 50 exons.